Molecule: messenger RNA, 4979 nt
Organism: Apis cerana (Asiatic honeybee)
Lineage: Eukaryota; Metazoa; Arthropoda; Insecta; Hymenoptera; Apidae
Product: sodium channel protein Nach
Biological process (GO): sodium ion transmembrane transport
Cellular component (GO): plasma membrane
Molecular function (GO): ligand-gated sodium channel activity
Source: RefSeq, a predicted model, not a curated record
CUUCUCGUAUAUGUGUAUAAUCUCGAUUAAUCGGAUGUAAAAUUGACAACUCGGAAAAUCAUUCUCAAACACUUGAUGACAUUUGAAAUCUUUGAACGAUCGUAAACGUAAACGAUGAUCGUGUCGCUGGGUGUUUGACAACGGUGGUCCAUCUGAUUAAGUUCUCUAACACGUGUCACUUAAUGUGCCGAAAUGGUCCAAUGGGAAGAGAAAUGGGCCAAAACGGAAAAAUGGUCGACGAAGCCGCAACACAAGAGGAAUACGUUAAUAGUUUUCGAAGAGGCUCCUUUGGAAUGGCGUAAGUGUUGUAUAUUUACAUUGGCGUUACAGGCUCACACCUGGACGCAAGAAUAGCGCCGCUUCUUUUUUCUCCGAAGUAUUUUCUCGUCCGUGCGUCAAACAGCUUCCUGAACAAAGCGAAUUUUUUUAUAUUUUUCUUCCUCUUUUUUUUUUCUUCCCUUUGCUUUAUUUCUAGAUGAGCUUUUCAUUAUUUCAAUAUAUAUAAUUUCGAUUGCAGUUAAAAAGAGAAAGAGCUAUUUUGUUUGUCGUCAUUAUCCUUUUCAUUUUCAAAUAUGGGAAGAUUUAAACAAUUCAGAAAAAAGAUAAAGGUUAGGAAAACAAUAUUCCAAUGUUGACGAUGAAAAGCGAUAACUUUUCCCAUUACGUUCCGAAAUAUGGGAAGUUUUUAAAUGAAAUUGGAUCCAAGGAAGACAUCAAGAGGGUAGUUUACACCCGCUUAAGUUGCUGAUCGCCGAUUUUCCUUGAGCACCGGAACAACGUCGGUAUGCAUGCAGAUGGUGGUCGUAAGAGGGGGUAGUCUAAAAUAAUAAAGAAGCUGACACGAAGAUGAGGAAUGUUUGUGUUUUCACGUACGAUGGCCGAUUCUUAAAUGACGAGAUACAACUGGAAAAACGUAUAUUCGAAAGACAAUACUUCGAAUAAACCAAUAGUUAUCGAUAGUUUCCUGUAGACAAUCGUUUUUCAGCUUAAAAAGAAAAAAACAAUAAAUAUUAUUUCUAUUUUGUUUUUUUUUUUAUGAGAAAUGUAACAUUUUUUUUUUAUUUUUCGAUUAAAAAUUAUAAGAUAUUUCUGUUAUUUUUUUUAAAAUGAUAAUAUUCUGCUAAUUGCAAGCAAAAUAUAAAAUUGCAUUGAAACAAAUAAUAAAUCAAUGAUAUCUUUAUUAUUUAUUUAAAAAUAAAAUAUAAUACUAAAUAAAAAAUGUAUUAAUUUCAAAUUAAAUAAUUAAAUAAAAUGCUUUAUUAUAUUACGAAUAUUUGUAGAACUUUGUUAUUUUGCUUUAUAAUAUAUUAAUUUAAAAUCAUAUUUUUAGUUGAUAAAACUGAUAAAUUAAUCGUGUUAUGUGCACAACAUGCAUAAUACAUGCUCAAACUUGACAUGCAAUUCGAGAAAGGGAUCAAUUGGAUUUCCUUAUUCUAUUUAGUAUUAAUAUAACUGUAAAGAUAGUUGAUUCAAAAUGAAAUAUAAGUAUAAUAUAUCUUUAAAAGAAUUACGUAGUAGUUUGAAAUAUAGAUCAAGAGAAUAUUUGUUACAGAAUAGUUUACAUGGCAUUCCAUAUGUCGUGGAUCCUACACGACCUAAAUGGGAAAGAUUAAUAUGGUUAUUUUUAUCAAUGACAUCAGUAAUAGCGAUUUUUAUUACAAUCGUAAUUAUCUUGAACAAAUUUCAAACGCAACCAACAAUAACCGGAGUGGAUGUAUUAACAGAGCAUAUUAAUAUCGAAUUUCCUCAAAUCUUUAUUUGCUUCGACUGGAUUCAUUUGAAUCAUUCGUAUAUACUUGAGAAUGAAAUGUAUGUAUAUGAGGAAUUAUAUAAUUGGAAUGUUGGAAAAUAUAUUGAUGUGAAAUCAUUUAAUCCAAUUUAUAAAAAUAAAAACAAUUUUCGAAAAAUUUUUGAAAUGAUGGGAUUUGAUUGUGAUUCUUUAUUUAGUAACUGUGCAUACAGAGGAAUGAAUAGAUCGUGUAAAAAUAUAUUUACGAAAGUAUUGACUGCAGUGGGUAUAUGCUGUAAAUCUAAAAAUUUAGAGUCACUUAAAUAUAUAGAUAUUUCAUGGAAUCUUGAAUUUAAAAUCUCUAAUUCAAGUUUUCCUUUAAGAUUUUAUCUCAUGGAACAAAAUAAUUCGAGUCCAGAACCAGGUGAAAGAUCUCUUAUAGUAGAUAAAUCUCUAGAUAUAGAAUUUGUUGUUGAUAUAACAUAUACGACUUCUGAUAUUAAAUAUUUAUCUCUUCGGCAACGACAAUGUUAUUAUAAGCAAGAAAGUAAAAAUCUUAUUGAUUGCGAAAUUGAUUGCAUAACCGAUAAACUAUUUAAAUAUUGUAAAUGUUUGCCAUGGUUUUUAUCAUUUGUCGAUAAGACAGAAUGUCCAAUUUCAAAAUAUCCCUGUUUAAACAAUAUUAAUAUCGAUAAAACCCAAUGUAAUUGUUGGCUCUUUUGUGAUCAUACAUCAUAUAGUGUAAAAAGUAUGAAAACAUUUGAAAAUAAAAAUAAAAAUCAAAUUAUGUUAAAAAAUUGGCCAACAGCUCUCCAUAAAAGAGAAAUGCAAUUUGGUUAUUUAGAUUUACUUGUAUCAUUCGGUGGUAUUGCAGGCCUUUUUUUAGGAUUUUCUAUUUUUGUAGCUUUAGAAUUUGGAUAUUAUUUUACUCUUAGAACUUAUUUUGGAGCUGUAAUUCGAUUAUCUCGAAAACAAUAUAAUAUUGUGACUAUUUAUGUGAUAGAAAAAUACCCCAUCCAGAAAGUAAAUACUAAUUCAAAAUAUUAUGUAUAUCUCGAUUAAUUUUUUUCAAAAAAUUAAUAUUUAUAUUCCAUUUUGUUGAAAUUAUAUUUAAUGUAUGUAGCAUAUCAUUAUUAAUUUUGUGUAAAUCUUAAAUUUCUAAACAAAUACAAAAAUUUAAAAAUUUAAAAAGUCACAUAGAUAUAAAAAGAAAAUAACAUCACAAUGAUAAUUUUUCAUAUUAUUAUUUAUGCAAAUAUUUAUAAUAAUAUAUUUUUGAAUAAAUAAUCGUAAACAUAUUAUAAUAAGUUUUUUAAUUAAAAAAUAACUUGAAUUGGUUUCUUCAACCGGAUUGGAUAAGAAUCCACCACGUAACUUGCAAAAAUCCCUAAAAAUACGAAAUGUGCAAAUAAUUCCUAUAUCAUUAAUUCUGGCAAUUAAGAUUCUUAUUUCUAAAUUUUAUUUGUCAAAAUCUAUAAAAACAUAUAAAAAAUUUUUACACAUUUAAAAUUUAAUUUUAUUAUAUUAUAAAAGCAACAAUACAAGUUUCAUUAUUUUAUUUAUUUUUUAUACAUAAUAAACAAACAUAAUAAUUAUUUUAGUUAAAUUUCCUAUAUUAUAAGUUGUAAUAUAAUUACAAUCGAAUAAUGUAUAGAGAUUUUAAUUUUUAGUUGUAGAUACCAACAUAAGAUACCAACAUAAAUAUAUUAACUGCAAUCGUUUCACACCAAUUAUUGUUGAUUCAUUUUAUUAUAAAUUUAUUAUUAUGUUUGAAAUUAUUUUUUUUAUUAUUAAUAAUAUAUUUUUUUUAUUAUAAUAAAUCAUUUUUAAAAAUAAUUCCAAACGUUAAUUCUUUUAUUAUUUAAUUAUAAUUUUAAAAACAUAGAAGUUAUUUAUGAAACAUAAAUGCUCAUGAACAUAUAGCUUUAAGAUGAUAAGAAUUUGCUAUAAUCUGUGGCUCUAUUGCUUGCCGAUUAGAUUUUACUGAUUGCAUAGUGAAAACACGCGUCUCCCGAAGCGCCACCUUGCUCAUUUCCGAUGUUCUUUUCGGAAUGGCUGAAACGUUGCUUUCGUGCUGAGAAAACGUGACUACAGAGAACAUUGUGUGGCGAUCGUGAUUAAGAGAACGAGUGUUAUACAUUAUAUUGCAUUGUAUAUUGACGUACAUUAAGGCUGUCGCGCAACGGCAUGCAGCUGUCGAAGUAAAUCGACCGGAGUAACACGGAUACAGAAUUUUUCGCAGUACACGGGUAUCUGGGUGCCGGCACAUAUCAAUAUACGCGAGUACGAAGGAUUGGUUAUUGAAAAAAUGGCGGCGGAAUGCAAGAAUCGAAUGAUGGUUUUUAAGAACAAAGGCAAAGAUCAAGAAGUGAGUAUUCAGUGUGUUCUUCGUUGUGCGCAGUUACGUUGUACGUCUGGAAGUUUCGGCUACUGAACUGGGCGACUAAAUGAACAUUAUCAUGGGCACUAAUUUUUCCAAAUUUGUGCAAUUUAUUUGCAUAUUUUGUUAUUUCAGUUGGAAUUUUGGAUAUUUCUGUAUAUUUAUUUUGCACAGAAUCCAUAAAAAUUCUUAAUAUAACUUUAUCAAAUAUAACAGCAUUAUAUUUUGAAUAGAAUCAUGCCAUUCUGAAACAAGUGGAAAGUGUCGUUACAUUAAUGUCAAAUAUAGCACUAUCAAAGAUAGAAUUGAAUGAAUAAUUGUAAGAAAGAAAAGUUAUAUUAUUUUAAUUAUUUUUUGAAAAUUUCUUUGAAAAUUUUAUAAAUAAUUUAUUUACAUUUUUUAUUUACCUUUUAUUUUUGACUCAAAUAAUUCACUUUUCUUUGUACAUAUUUUUUAUUAUAAUUAAAAAAAUCUUUCAAAAGAUAUUACAAAUAAUUUUGAUUCUAUAGUAUGUAAAUAAUAUCUUUUUAUAUAUAUAUUAUAAUAAUAUCAAUAAUAUAUAUUAUAAUGAUAUUAUAAUAAUAUCAAAAUAAUAUUGAUGAAAAAAUAUUAAAAAGUGAAGUUUUCCAUUAUCAUACUUGGAAAUUAUUAAUAAUAUAAUAUUAAUAUUUUAUUAAUUAUUAAAUGUAAGUGUAUAUUUUCUUAUUAUGUUUAUAUGUACUUUAUCUUUUUAUAUAAGAUUUUAAUAUUAUUAUUAAACAUAUUUUAAAUUAUGAAAUUUUAUAUGUUCAUUAAAGUUUAAAAACUUAUUCAAAUAAAUAUGUAUUAAAAUAAUUAUAUCAUUAAAUUGUAAAAAAUAUAUGAUUAUUA